Messenger RNA from Chironomus riparius, 1665 nucleotides. NCBI's taxonomy places the organism in Eukaryota, Metazoa, Arthropoda, Insecta, Diptera, Chironomidae. The record is from the annotation of a GenBank genome assembly.
AUGUACUUAUUCUCUGUCAUUCGUCAAAAAUCAUCAGUCUUGAAAAGGAUGUGGAAGUUUUUGGGCUACUCGUUGCUCGUUCUCGCUUUAGGAAUUCAAACUAUUCGACUUUUUAAGAAACUUAAACUUGAGCCUGAAUUAUUCUCAAAGGAAAGUUCAAUACAAAGCAGUCAAAUUCCAUUUCCAGGUGUUACUGUAUGUCCACCAUUUGUGAUUGAUAAGAAGGCAUUGGAACCUGAUUUUUUGAGGUUAAAUAAUCUUACUGAAUAUCAUUUAAAGUCAGUUCUGGUUCAAACAUGUCCAGAUAUCAUGAAAUAUGACCAAAAUGGUGGCAUUAAUGUUGACUUAGUGGAUGUGCUGCAAAAAGUGUCACAAAACAUAACAGAAUCGAUGAUGCGAUGCGGAAUUAAUGAUUUUCAUCAAGAUUUUGACGAUUGUGAAAGAUUUUUCCAUAAUUCACUUACAGAUGAUGGCUUGUGCUUUACAUUUAAUAUGCUUGGAUAUCAUUCAAUGUUUAAAGAUGGACUUAGUUCUGAUUUUGACAUUUUUAAGCGCACGCGAGUGACAAAGACAUGGGAACCGAACAUAUCAAUGAAUCAUGAGCAUCAUGACGAUGUCAAUGAUCCAGAACCAACAAGAUGGACUUUAGAGACUGGAUAUUUAAGUAAUGACAGUCUUAUACAACCAGCUAGGGCUGUAAAGAUGCAAACACUAGAAAUAGUCACGAAUCUUGUUAAAAAUCAAAAAUUGUGUGCAAAUUGGGAACAAAGUUAUCGAGUUGUGCUGCAUUUACCGAAUGAGCUGCCACAACUUACAUAUCAGAUGAUUAGUGUUCCUUUAGGCAAGGAAAAGAGAAUUUUGGUAUCGGCGAGGAUGGUCAAGUUUGAGAAGUCAUUAAGGAAGUUCCCAGCUAACAAGCGUGGUUGCUACUAUGAAGAUGAAAAGCCAUUAAAGAUUUUUAAGUCAUACACAAAAGUCAAUUGUGAAUAUGAAUGCAUGAUCAGCUUUAUAUACUCGACUUGUGGUUGUGUAAAGUUCUCAAUGCCGAGGACCAAAGACAUGAAAGUUUGUGGAUUUAUGGAAUCAAAGUGUUCUGGUUUUAUUGCUGCAAGAUGGCCAAGGAGUUAUUAUAGAAACGAGACAAACAAGCGAAAGUUUCCCGAGUAUCCAUGCGGAUGUAUUCCAUCAUGUACAGAAAUUAAGUAUAGAGUCGUUAAGGAAGUCGAGACAAAUACAGUUUUUAGCCACUUGCAGUUCCACUCAAACAUAAAAGUCAUUUUUGUUAAUUCACAAAUUGAAAAGAUCUCAAAUUACGUCACUUACAGGCUUGAAAACUUCAUUUUGGAUGUUGGAGGAUUGAUUGGAAUCUGUUUGGGUUCCUCACUGCUGUCCUUGCCUCAGUAUUUGCUAAAUGCUUGUUACAAUAUUGUGACUUACAUUAAGAAAGCUUUUAGGAUGUGUAAAAUGAGAAAUAAGAAGAAUGAACAAGUUCAUCCACAAAGUAGACUUGAUGCUGUAGUUGAGAUUCAGUUCGAUGAGGUUACAAGUAUCGAUGGAUCGGAAUCGAACCAACAACAGACAAUAUUCAGCAUUUCAAAUGGACAAACAUCACUAUUGGAACCUGUUCAUGGUCUAAGAGAGGAAAUUUGGAUUGAAGAGAUGUAA